Messenger RNA from Gongylonema pulchrum, 837 nucleotides. The record is from the annotation of a GenBank genome assembly. NCBI's taxonomy places the organism in Eukaryota, Metazoa, Nematoda, Chromadorea, Rhabditida, Gongylonematidae.
AUGCGGCUACUGGUUUCCAAGAAGGAACACAAGUGGCUCAAGCUACCUUUGGCAGAGCGAGAGAAAAAACUGGCCAUCAUGCAGAAGCAGCCGGUGGCGCAUCUUCUGAAAUUGGUGCUGCUGCCGCCGGCAGCAGAAAAGGUCAAGCAAGGUGUAGCACGCUAUGGAUCAAAAGUUGUACUGACUGAUGAUGAUGCUAAAAAAGCUACCGCUGCUAAAGGUUGCAAAGAAAGGGAUGAUGUUGACGACGAUAUUGUAUUCGUAGUAGGUGAACCAGGUGAAGUGGUUUAUGAUGGCGCCAAAGAAAUAAAAAAAGAAAUCAAAAAAGCUCGAGGUGGUUCCGUGAAGGUCGUCACUAGGAAAGGUGAAAAAUUAGGCAAAGGCGUGCACCCAAUGGUAUCGGAUCGAGCUCGAGAAGCCGACGAGGCUGCUGCAGGAAAACCACAAAUUAAAGAAAGUCAACUUCUGGCUGAAGCAGCAACAAAAGUCGAAGAACCAGACACAAUGAUUAGGCAAAAGAAAAUAGGCGAUCAUGCGCGUGUUAAACUUCCACCAUCCGUUUCCGACAAAGCGUUCGACGACGAGUUCAGACGAGGUGCAGCAAUUGACCACGCUAAGCAUGCAGCGGGAGAAGCGGGUUCGGCAAUCGGUGAUAAACUUGAAGAGGCAAAAAAUGUUGCAGGCGAGAAAGCAGAAAGCAUCAAAAGUGAUGUAGAAGAAGGCGCACAUGAUUUUGCGAGUGAAUCUGAAAGGAAAGCGGAAAAGAUCAAGUCUGGCGCUGUGGAUGCGGCUCGAGGUGCAAAGGAAGGUGUGGAGUAUGCUGGCCAGGCAGUUGCC